GUCGGCGGGCGGCCCCCACAGCCGAGGGGCCGGGGCUUCCGGUGUGUUUCAAAUAACAGAUAAUCACCAAAAUGGGAGUGAAUGACUUGUGGCAAAUUUUGGAGCCUGUUAAGGAACCCAUCCACUUGCGUGAACUUGGUGGGAAAACUCUUGCAGUUGAUCUUAGUCUCUGGGUAUGUGAAGCACAGACGGUCAAAAAAAUGAUUGGAACAGUCAUGAAGCCCCACCUCAGGAACUUAUUUUUUCGUAUCUUACAUUUAACACUUAUGGAUGUAAAACUGGUGUUUGUUAUGGAAGGAGAGCCCCCAAAGCUAAAAGCUGAUGUCAUAAGCAAGAGGAAUCAGAUGCGGUAUGGGUCUUCUGGGAAAACAUGGUCUCAGAAAACAGGGAGAUCACAUUUUAAAGCAAUCUUAAAAGAGUGUCUUGAGAUGCUGGAAUGCUUGGGAAUUCCCUGGGUCCAAGCUGCUGGGGAAGCUGAGGCCAUGUGCGCAUACCUCAACAACAGUGGUCAUGUGGAUGGCUGCCUCACCAAUGAUGGAGAUGCUUUCCUUUACGGGGCCCAAACUGUUUAUAGAAAUUUCACUAUGAAUACCAAGGACCCACAUGUUGACUGUUAUACAAUGACAUCUAUCAGGAGGAAACUCGGUUUGGAUAGAGAGGCUCUUGUGGGACUAGCUGUACUGCUUGGCUGUGACUAUCUUCCAAAGGGAGUUCCUGGAGUUGGAAAAGAGCAAGCAUUAAAACUUAUACAAAUCUUGAAAGGGCAGAGUUUACUUCAGAGGUUUAAUCAGUGGAGUGAAAAAUCUUCUUACUCUAAUCCACAACCACAAGUCAUUAAAAAACUGGCUCAUUGCUCUGUGUGUUCCCAUCCAGGUUCACUUAAGGAUCAUGAACGUAAUGGAUGCAAAUUGUGUGCAAGUGAUCGAUAUUGUGAACCGCAUGAUUAUGAAUACUGCUGCCCUUGUGAGUGGCACCAGACAGAGCAGAACAGGCAGCUGCAUGCAGUAGAGGACAGUAUUAAGAAAAAAGCUUGCAGUUGUGAGGGAUUCCCAUUCCAUGAGGUUAUUCAAGAAUUUCUUUUGAACAAGGAUAAGUUGUUGAAGAAAAUCAGGUACCAAAGACCUGAUUUAUUAUUGUUUCAGAGAUUUACUCUUGAAAAAAUGGAGUGGCCCAAUCCCUAUGCAUGUGAGAAAUUGUUGGCACUUUUGACCCACUAUGACAUGAUAGAAAGAAAACUUGGUAGAAGGAAUUCUAGUCAACUGCGGCCAAUUCGGAUCAUUAAAACCCGAAUCAGAAAUGGGGUUCAUUGCUUUGAAAUAGAAUGGGAAAAGCCUGGUAUGUAUGUGACUGAACACUAUGCUACAGAAGAGACACAUGAGGAACUGGUUAUAACAAUAGAAGAAGAAUCAUUGUUUCAGGCAGCUUAUCCUGAGCUUGUUGCUGUUUACGAAAAGCAAAAGUUAGAAAUUAAAAAAGAGAAGAAACAAAAAGGCACGAAAAUUAAACCUAAAGUACACAGUGUUCCAGAGUCAGAGGAUAUCAUGAAUGUUCAGUCACACAUGACUUUAAAACCUACCUGUGGAAUCAUUUCUAAUCAGAAUUCCAAGUUAAAUUUGGAAAUUUCUGAUUCUGCAUUACCCCUCGAAUCUAUUUCUGUGUCAUUGAAUAACUUGCUUUUACCUGAAGAUGCCCCUUGCUUGAAUCCACAAGAACAAUUGAAGUCUUCUCUAAAAUCUUUGACUAUGCAAGUUAAGAGUGGUUGUAAGUCUCUAAUUUCAGAAUCUGAACAACCAAAUACUUUAACCUGUAAUAUAUCGGCAACUGCUGACCUACACCUGAGUACCAUUGACUGGGAAGGUACUUCUUUUAGUAGUUCUCCAGUUAUUCCAAGGAACACUGUAUCUCCUGGUUUAAAAUCAGAACUUGAAACAGCCGUCUCAGAGAGCUUUAAAAAUAUCUCAGAACAAUUGUCACCUGAAUCAAAACUGUGGAAAACACACAGCAAUGAAGUUUUGGAUUGGACUGUCCAAAAAACAAAUCCUGAAGAGCGUCUCCUUUCUGGCAUUGCUGAUUUACAUCUUCAGGAUUUACCUUUAAAGGAGCGACUUCAUAUCAAAUCAUCUUACCUUCAAGAUUAUGUUCGACCAGAUGCCGACAUGAAAACUUUGUCCCUACUUAGAGAGUCUUGUACUGCUAGCAGUCGUUCUAAUUGUCAUCUUUCGAAAGCUCUUCUAGGAAUUCACUUGCCAAAAGAAUCUAGAAACUCUAAAGUUCUAAAAGGUGACCAGCUAUUUCAAGAAAACUGUAAUGUGAAUACUUCUAUGCCUUUUUCUGCCGAUAACCAAAUAGCGGAAACCUCCAAUGAUAGAUUUGGACCCCCGAGCACUGCGUUAGGUCACAGUGGAAAAGUUGAUAGGCCCACCGCUCAGAAAAUUGUCCUGAAGGAGAGUGUUUGCCUUGACAGGCAUUCUUCUGAUGAAGAAAGUAGCCCAGUGUUUGGGAAAGCUAAGUACAUGACUGAAAAAAUGAAGCCGCGUUCUCAGAAGCAUAACCUCGCCCAGUUCAAAAACAAUGAUGGCAACAAAUUGAAUAGCCCUGAGAUACCCAUCAGAGAUGCUGAACAAUGCGUCCAGACUUACAAAACACCUGAAAAUAAAGACCGUUUCCCAGAAAUAUCAAAGGCAUCUCUAACUUUUCUACAGUGUCAUAAGGAAACAUACGAUACUUGUUUGGAUAGUCCUCUUCCUUUAUGUCAGAGACUAAAACUGAGGUUCCAGAACACUUGAAAUAAAAAAAAAUUCUAGUAAAACUUAGUAUUCUAGUACUCUCAGCGUUAGCAGAGGCAGAAGGAAGGUGCCCAGUUAAUGUUUAAUAGAAAUGUUUAAUGGAGUUUAAACAUUUAAAUGUUUAAUGGAGUUCUCUGCAUUCUGAGACUUUAAAGUCCUAUUGAUUCUGAGACUUUUCACCAUUUUAAUCAAAAUUGUAAUAAAAACUGUUACCUACAAUUUCAAUUUUAAAAGAUAGCUUUGUGGUGAAAACUUCAGAUAAUGUAUAUUUUUUAAAGUAUUAAUUUGCCAUUUUAUCUUUAUUGAUUAUUCUUUAGCUGUACCUUUAAAAAUGUUAGUCCAGCACUAGACAGAGCAAAUACUUCAUCUAUUUCCUCAUUUUAACUCAUGUCUUCCGCACAUUUUUAAUGUAUUCAUAGUCCAGCUUGUUCCUAGGAGGAUGACUCUUAUAAUUGCCUCCAUUCUUGCAACACAUAUAUUUUGCCUUUCCUGAGAGUUAUAUUUUCUCUCAGUGUAAAGAUAUUUUUAUCAUGUUCUACCAGUUUGGGUAACUUAUUCUUUUUUGUGAGGGGCAAAAAUGGAAAAGGAAGAAUAUGAUCAAUAUAGUAAAAAUCUUGGUUGUAACAGUUGAAUUGAGGAAAGCUACUCUUUACAUAUCCCCAGAAAUUCACAGAUGUGUCAAGUGGAAAAAGACCUUGAAAAUAAAAUGUGUAACUAGAAGAAAAUAGAAACUUGUUCAGAAUCACAGCUAAUUAAUUAUGGUAUGAGAACCAGAUUUCUUGCCUCUUAAUUAAUUGGUUGUUCUGUUUUCUUUUUCUUCUCCAGCACUUUUUCUCUUACUUUUAAAAUAAGUCUAUACAAUAUUGACCAGUAUCUCCAGAAACCAAAUCUUACAUUUUUUUUUUAUAGCACUCAACUAUUCUAGAGGCAACCAGUUUGGAAAUGAAAAGUAGAACUGUUUAUAUGCAAUUUUAUAUUGCAGAUGAUAGGCUCUUACAUAGGCAAAAUUAGGAGGAAUCCACUAAAUAACUGUUAGAAUUGAUAAAUGAGUUCAAGAUUCCUGAACUCAAGGUGUGUAUACAAAUGUCAAUUGUAUUUCUAUAUACCUGCAGUGAAUAAUACACUAAACAAAGUUAGGAAAAUAAUUUCAUUUAUAACAAAAUAAAAAAUACUUUGGAAUAAAUUUAACAGAAAUGUAAACAUCAUGUUCUGAAAUCUACAAAAUAUUGUUGAAAGAAAAGUAAUAAAUGGAAAGACAUUCCAUGUUCAUGGAUCAGAAGUCUUGAUGUUAACAUGGCUAUACCCCAAACCAAUCUAUACGUAUUCUUUUUUUUUUUUUUUAAGAUUUAUUUAUUUGUUUAUACAUACAAGCACUGGGUACAGUCAAAAGUGCGGGAGGGUGAGAGAAUUCACCAGAGCCAGAGCGGGGA
Talpa occidentalis (Iberian mole) is the source of this 4216-nucleotide messenger RNA. RefSeq names its product GEN1 Holliday junction 5' flap endonuclease (gene GEN1). The coding region runs from base 72 to 2786 and encodes 904 amino acids. The record is from RefSeq and is a predicted model, not a curated record. Gene Ontology annotation, molecular function: 5'-flap endonuclease activity; four-way junction DNA binding. Lineage: Eukaryota; Metazoa; Chordata; Mammalia; Eulipotyphla; Talpidae. The transcript has 14 exons.